UUUGCAAUCAAAUUCUCUUUAAAUAAUAGCAAUAAUAAACCAAAUUUGACGAUUUUUUUGAAAUUUUAAUGAUGCUUGUGAUAUAAAUUUACGCAGUUUGUUAUAGAAAACUUGUUUCCAGAUCUUCUGAUAUAAAGCAAGAUGAAGAUUUUGGCUGUGCUGUUAAAAACAUUUUUUAUUAUUGCGUUGUGUCGAGGAAGUGAUUUUAAAUAUGGAGGCUGCCCAAAAGUUGUUGUUAUGAACAAUUUGGAUUUCGAUAGAUUUUCAGGUAUUUGGUAUGUUAUCCAAAGAUACAGUCCAAAAGCUACGUGUACGAAGAUAAUUUUUGAGAAAGCACCUGAUGGAACAUACACUAUGAAUGAAACGGGUCGUUUAUUAGGUUUGAAUUCAAACACUUUUGAUACUAAAACCAGGAAAAUAGAGUUUCUCAGAAAUGACUCUAGAUCUGUUUUUAGAGCUGAAAAAAAUAUAACUCACUUCACUUUAAGCACAUUCGGUGUUAUUGAUACCAACUACGUCAUGUACGCCAUUGUCUGGGGAUGUGAUCCAUUUCUCUUCGCCAGCGUCCAAAACAUUGACAUAAUGUCUCGAAUUCCAAUUCCUUCAAAGGAUUUAGUGAAAAAUGCUGAACGAUUACUCAAGGAUUUAUCAAUAGAUUAUUCUUCAAUGAAGAACGUGGAUCAGUCAAAUUGUACUGAGCUUCCCUCAACGACAACCUCAAGCAGCAAAGAUACCAACAAUAUAGUUAUCGCUUCAAAUCCUCCGGAAAGAACAGAGAAGCAAUAAGUCACUCAAUUAUUUAUGCAACUUUGACCUUACGACGUGAUGUAUAUUUACGGACAAAAGUUUGUUAAUGCUGUAAGUGAAGCUUCCGUCAAAUUCUGUGUUCUUCCUAUUACACCGUGUAUAAAUACCUAUCGUG
This is a messenger RNA of Parasteatoda tepidariorum (common house spider), 922 nucleotides long. RefSeq lists its product as uncharacterized. Gene Ontology annotation, cellular component: cytoplasm. The record is from RefSeq and is a predicted model, not a curated record. NCBI's taxonomy places the organism in Eukaryota, Metazoa, Arthropoda, Arachnida, Araneae, Theridiidae. Gene Ontology annotation, biological process: lipid metabolic process; response to reactive oxygen species.